ACUUCCGUUUUUCCCACAAUGCAACGUUGUCAGGGACUCCAUUUUACAUGUUUUGAUGUGGAGGUAACUUGGAACACGCUGUAAAAAUGACUGACACUGUCGUGGAAGAGAAUACAUCCAGCAAUACGUACAUUAUACGACCAAACUUCCAACACAAGUUCAGACAGGUGAUAGUCAAAGAAACCAUACACAAUGUAUUGAACGAACAUCUCAGUGGGAAAUCCUACGACGCAGAAGAGACAACGGAAUGGACGAGGCGGAUAUCUGAUGAUAUCAAACUCAAGUUAAAAGACCUGGGUUAUGACAGAUACAAGUUUGUGGUACAGGUGGUCAUCGGAGAACAGAGGGGGGAGGGGGUCAAGAUGGGGUGUCGCUGCUUUUGGGACUCGGACACGGACAGUUACGCUCAAGAUAUAUUUAUGAAUGACUCUAUAUUCUGUGUGGCUGCUGCGUUUGGAUGCUUCUAUUACUGAUUGUUAGAACUGGACUAUGGACCCCCCGACUCAUCAACUGUGAUACAGGGCGCCAUUCUGAGAGAAGUUGACAGUUUGUGUGAGGAUGAGAACAGAGAUCUGCCAGGCUUCUACUGUGUCACUUCAUUAUAAAAUCACUACAACCCAUUAUACAUUGUUUGUUGAUAGUUUACUCAUUAAAAAUUAAUAUUAAGUAAAAAAA
Molecule: messenger RNA, 675 nt
Organism: Magallana angulata
Lineage: Eukaryota; Metazoa; Mollusca; Bivalvia; Ostreida; Ostreidae
Product: dynein light chain Tctex-type protein 2B-like
Exons: 5
Coding region: 87-473 (128 amino acids)
Biological process (GO): microtubule-based movement
Cellular component (GO): cytoplasmic dynein complex; cytoplasm
Molecular function (GO): dynein intermediate chain binding
Source: RefSeq, a predicted model, not a curated record